AUGAAGAAACGUGCGUCCGACGACAAGAGCACUCCGGUAUUCCUCUUCGUUAACAAGACCCAAAAAUCAAAAUCCCUGUCCAAAAGUGAUGGGGUCAUUGCCAAACAGAUUAAUCGCCAUGCCCAAAAUUUCCGGACACGUAAAAUCGAGGCCCAAAGGAUCGACUCGGCCUUAACCAGCUCCUCUUCUGCACGUCGAAUUGCGUUGGAUGGCUGGAAUAGGAGAGAAUCUGGGGAAAGUGCGAGUAGCGAUGAAACGUCAGAAGAGUCCUCACCUCAGGACAAGUCGACAGCCGCACCGGCCACACCUUCGGCAAACACACCCUCUGACGACGGUGUGGUUUCUUCCAACCUGAGACCAGAUCAACCGCUUGCACAGUCACGACAUGGACACUCUUCCUCUUUCGUCGCCCUGAUCAGUGACCGGGAUGGGGGUGCCCAAGAGAGUUGGCCCACUCGCUCUGUUGAAGGACAGGCAAUUGAGCUCAACUCGCCAGUCUAUCGGGCCAACUUUUCGUCUUACGAUUGUGUCGACCCAUUUGGGAGUACACCAAUUAAAAUCACUAACAAGAUUCACACUGUCCUUCAGUACACCCUUCGGAUAUAUGCAUACUCUGGCAACAACUACAAGUUGGCUUUCUUACCUCCACACGUGAGAGCUACCAUCUCUCAAUUUCCUAUCGGGGCCGUGGUCCAGCGUAGCGUCUUCAAGGAACACCAUCUAUACGCUCUGAUGGCUGCGAUGACUGCGCGACUCAAACACGUCUUUGACGUGUCCCCUACUGGAGAAGAUCCCCAGGUGAUUCGGGCUGCGGCUUCACAUUAUCUGAGGCUGGAGUUGAUGCGCUGUGCUCGAUCAGGAACGGUCGACAAACAGACCAUCUUAGACAUCUUGUAUCUCGCCGUCAACGAAAUGCAAUAUGGUCUGUAUGAAGAUGUGCGAAAACAUCUACAGAUUGUGGGCAAACUCUAUCACCUACUCGACCUGAACGAACAUCUGGAUCGGUGGAUUUCAGAAACUGCAGCUCACGUGGACAACCAACUCGCCCUCUCCACCAACAAGCGACCAAUUUUGGCCAGCACCUUCGACCCGGGCCCGAUGUUGCCCGAACGCAUGGCUAUACUACGGAGAGAAGCCCAACUCCUCAGGCAGAGCGAAUAUUAUCCCAACCCGACCAGACUAAUUGUGCCAUCUGGUCCUAAAGGUUCUAUGGGGCUUAAUGAUGCCAUGUCGGACAUCUCACGUACACUGGACGUCCGGAUGGGAUCUGCUUUCAUGGUUGGCCUCAAAGCUGGAGCGUUUACUGGAGAGCUGAGUCACGUUGUGGCAGACCUCGUCGAUUGCAUCGAGAUUGCCAAAGUCGUUUGGCUAUCUCCUCUAGCCGUCUGCUUUGAUGCAGAAUGGCUGUGCAGAAAGGCCCGGGCGGUCUUGCGCGCCUUGCUCGCUCUGGCUCCAGAAAACAAUGUGGGGCCAGUGGACUUGGCCAGCAAGUGUAUGGAGUGCGCAAGAUUGUGCCUGAUGGUUCUGAUGACUUAUGCUUGCACCUUGAUCGGACCUCAAACAGCCAAGCUGAAUGUUAAGAGACAGUUACUCGCCAAAAAGGCGGCCUUGGGACAUUGGUGUCCUUACAUUGGAUGGACAGAAGAGUGUGUCCCUGUGGAUCCCAAAAGGCGGCUGACUUAUCUCGAGGAGCUGCAAGCCGGUUUUGUCUUUUGGUCAAUGCUGACCUCAAUCUGGUCUUGCCAAGGGGCUUCGGCGGAAGAAGAAUGGUUCAUGGUACGAGCUGUCAACAUGUGUCGAUACUUCGGCUAUACUACCUACGAAGACUUGCACGACCACAUGUCACAGUAUCUGUACUCCAAAACUCUGGCAGAGCAGGCUCUUCGGAGAGUGGCAGAUAAAGUUCAGACGGUACCGAAAAACCGGUUCUACGCCGCGGCUUGA
Exophiala viscosa is the source of this 1944-nucleotide messenger RNA. RefSeq lists its product as uncharacterized. NCBI's taxonomy places the organism in Eukaryota, Fungi, Ascomycota, Eurotiomycetes, Chaetothyriales, Herpotrichiellaceae. The record is from RefSeq and is a predicted model, not a curated record. The transcript is spliced from 2 exons. Bases 1 to 1944 code for a protein of 647 amino acids.